Molecule: messenger RNA, 1036 nt
Organism: Carya illinoinensis
Lineage: Eukaryota; Viridiplantae; Streptophyta; Magnoliopsida; Fagales; Juglandaceae
Exons: 2
Coding region: 190-675 (161 amino acids)
Source: RefSeq, a predicted model, not a curated record
UCGAGAAGGUGUGUUCUCCAUCCAUGCUUGCAAUGAUUGUUUUUCUUUCUGAAAUGGAAUGGAGUGUGUGUGUGUGUAUAUAUAUAUUUAUAUAUAAUGUACGUUCAUCUCCUUCGUAUCCCUGCCGUUCUCUGUCGAGGGUCACCGUAAAACACCACACAGUAGGUGAAACUUGAGGCGGCAAACACGAUGCACGGAAGCAGAGCGGAAGGUUCGAGUCCUCUCGCAACCAUCGAAGACAUUCAGAGACGCCUCCUCCGUCCAUCCUCUCACCACUCAACUUCUCAAAUCUCAACCAUCUCAUCUUCGUUAGACGGUCUUGGAAGCCACAACUCCUCACAAUUGAAGGUGAGUUUCACGGAAUCCCUGAGGAAGCAAGAUGCAAAAGAGAUGGAAAAAACUAGGACGAAGACGAAGAGGAAGCUCGAGGAUUACCUGGAUCCGUUUCUUAUCUCUACGAUCUCUUCCAAGAUAGGUGUCGUCAAGAAGGUUCUAGAGACGAAGCCGAAAAAAGAUACCGAGGAUUUCGAGUGGCCAGUCGACGAGUUGAAGGUGUUCGCGGCGGAUUCGAGCAGCAAAAAGGGUGCAAAUUGGAGGAGCAAUAAAGCUGUGGAUCUUGAGAAGGACAAUUCGGAGUUAAGCAGCAAAGGUGGAGACGAAGGUGAAGAAUCUUGAACUCAUUUUCGGCGUUUCGAACGAACCGUAUUGAGUCAUUUCAACACAGUCGGCGAAGCAUAAUGUUGACCAUAGCACAAUAAUGAUACACAGUUUUUUGAAUAGAAAACUCUUGUAAGGAUUUCUCAUACAAUUUUCCUUUGAAGAAAUCCACGUACAAGAUCAUCAUAGGUCACAUUUUCAAGCUAUAGUCACAUACUCAGGAUCAUGUGAUCUAAAUGUAUAAUCAUAUCAAGAAUUCACUUGGAAACUACCUAUGAUUAACUCCCUGAGAUCAUUUAAUUGUGUUUGAUCAACCCGGAACGAGAGUACGGGUCAAAAUUGAUUUAAAAGAAGCUAAGAAUUUCCUCCUUUUGAUCUA